UUCCCCCAUCCGUACACGUUAGCUGUUGUCCACGGCGGUAGUGAGCGCGCACAAGUCACUUUUGAACUUCAAGCGGAGUAGUAAUGUCAAAUACUCUCUGAGUAGUACCUACCGGUUACAGAAGGAAAUGUCAUUUCAAAAAUGGAAUUCGAUCAAUUGGGGUGAAGUGUAACUUGAUUGAAGAACAAUCUUUUCGAAAAAGUGCUUUUCGUAUUUUAAAACUUUGUGACAGGUAAUACAGUGCUGUGAAGUGAUAAGUCUGUUUUUUUUGGAAAAGUUGCCCUUGUGAAUUAUUAAUCGACAUUUUGCGACAAAAUAAUUACUCAAAAUGUUGAAAGAAGUUUUCUUAAUGGCGCUUAUGCUGGGCAGCAGUUUUGGUGCUACUCUGGAACCAUGCCCUGAAGGUUCUACGUGCCACUCAACCCCAGAGACGCUGAAAACUACUUCGUUCGAGUUUUUAAGCAAAUUGUCCCAGAAGGACUUCCGAUCAAUAGGCAGCCUAACAAUAUCUAACUCCUCAGUUAAUAAAAUAGAUCCUAAGCUGAAAUAUCUGAAAAAUCUGGCGUACCUAGAUCUGUCUUACAACAGUGUGCAAAUCUCAUCGAUUCCCUCGUUGAAUAGUUUAAAAACUCUGAUACUGAAAGCUAAUGAUUUAAAAGAUAUAAGUAUUUCACAACUGCCACAAAAUAUAGAAAAUUUGGAUUUAUCCGAUAAUCUGUUAAGCGCAAUACCAAGAGACUGGAGACUGUUAAAAAAUUUAAAAACUUUGGAUUUAUAUAAAAAUCCAAUAGACUGUGAUUGCAACAACGUGCUAAAUUAUGAACUACUAAACAAAAGAGUCAUCAUUCCUAGACCUCUCACUUGCCAUUCCCCUCCAGAAUACGCUGGAAAAAAAGUAAGUUCCGUCAAUUGUUCUCCUAUCGACAUGAUGCAGUAUGACGCUCCUGUGGAGGGCUCAGGAGAAACAGAUAUUUUUGAUGAUUCUUUCGCAGAAAAGACAUCCGAUAUAAAGGUUAUCAAUGAAGAAGAGGAUGAUGAUGAGAAAACCAACACAAUUGUAGAUGAUAGAGAUGAAAAUGUAGCUGAAACUACUACCAUUGAUCCUUUAAAUGCAGGUGUUCACGAUGAAGGCAGUGGAGAAGAAGGCAGUGGAGAGUUUGGACGUAUUCCUGAAUCUGGAGUACUAGGUUGUAUCGAAAACUGCGAAACACCUAAACCACUGACUCAAGAUCCAACGGCAUCGCCUCUUCCUGGUUUCUUUGACCAGUUUAAAAUGAUUAUUGACGAUGUAAACAUAUUCAAAGAACCUACAACUGAAGCACCGAGUACAACAAGUACCACCACUGAGUCUGUUGCUACUCCAGCUGUGGUCAAAGAACCAAAAAUAUUGAAAGACAACGUUGGUAGUGUUGGUACUGGUAAUGAUAGAAAAUCGGAAGUCGAACAAGUUGAUAACGCAAAUGGUACUGCUACAGGAGAAUUAGAAAGGGCAUCUAUGUCUCCCAAAAAUUCUACGGCUGUAUAUGCAGUAGUAGGAGUAGGAUUAGUUAUUGCAGUGCUUUUCAUUCUAGCAUUUAUUAAAAAACGUCGAUCAAAGAGACUAAAAGAAAAGAGACGGGAGAUACCACUUACUGGUGAAGAAUUGAAACCACUGAGCAAAUAUCCUAUCACAGCUGUUAAUGAUAAACCAGUCAAAAACACAUCGAAUCUACCUGAGCAAAUUCCUCUUAUUAAUGGCCAGAAUGGCAAACCAAGGGAUGAUACUCCCAAAUUGACUUCCUUUGUUCCAUUAGCGCACCCAGAGUUACCAAACGAUGAUGAUGAUAACUCAGUAGAACUUAACCUUCCAAAUGGCAGCCCAGCAGACUCCGACGAAGUAGAGAUUCGACCCAAGAUCCAAUCCGAACUGCUGACACCACAGAGGGAGAGAGUAACUAUCCGGGAGGCUGAACUUCCAGAGUCAGUUCCCAGAACACCGCUCUUGGUCCAUCGUCAGAAGAACAGUGAAGGUGAAAUUGUCACCACACUUGUUUCUUGAAUUGACAAGUGCAGUGAUACCUCAGUAUUUAUUACCUAUUGAAUACCUUUGUGAUAAAAUUAACUUAUUGCGUCGUUCCUAUAGGGGGCCGAUAUUAAAGGUCACAGCAAAUAAUUUUGAUCUGAAACGAUUAUUUUUUUAAUUACUUUUAUUAAUUUUCUAUUGAUUAUAAUAAUAAGAAGCAUUUUAUAUUGCUAUAAGAAUAAGAUGCUAUGAGUUGUGCUACAAACGUAUAAAAUUUUUUGCUUGAUUUUUAAUAGAAUUUUUGUAGCUGCCCCUAAAGGGAGAGCUGUCUUGCGAAUUGACGCUCUACUUCGAAAUUUUGAUAGGUUUGUCGACUGUUACAGACUUUACAUACUUACUUAUAUGUAUUGAUUUUGUUGCCAAAGUAAUUUCCACUGUUGAAACAAUGACCGGACCAGAAACGUAAGAGGGAUGGAAUUAGAACAAAUUCACCCUUUGAAAGAAUUUCAAAUUCAAAUACAGCUCCCGGAACGAACCAUGGCUGAUGAGAAACGCUGUGGACGGUCGUACGCCUACUUAAACUCUACUGUCUCUACACAGACAUGAUUUAUCUCACUGGCCAUGGUUCACUCCGGGAGCUGUAGUUUGAGCAACAUACUAUAUUUAUCAAUGUUGAUUGAAGUCAUCACAAUAGCAAUCAUCCAACAUAGGAUUUGUUGCUAUUUCGUAAUCAGUUUUUAAAAUGAAAUGUCUAAUUAUUCCACUUAAAGUUUCUGCUACUUAAAGUUACUUAAAAUCCUUUAUUUAUUCAAUCCAAGUUCCAGUGACCUUUUUGAAGUAACUUUAUUUACACUGAGUGAUUAAAUUAUUAGAAAACCUGGUGAUAUUGAAUUUAUUAGUCAAAAAGGUGCAAAAUGCGCAGUAAUUUUGGUUUAAGAAUUCUUAACCUGCUUAAGCAUGUUUGUCCAUAGUACUGUCAAAUACUGGUACUGUGGCAUUGUUCCUUCGACAAUAUACAGUUUACCAGUUUUCUUUAUGCACGAUAUAUCAUGUUACCUGAUAUAUCUAUCCUAUGGUUGGUUCUACAGCCCAAUUCAAACCCUGACCUCUCUCAGCAAACCUUUCAUUCAUUAUGGUCUGUAGCCAUUCUCAUCUACGAUCGACUGCCAAGGAGACUUCUGGUGUUCUCAUCCAACCAUCGCUUUCUUGGUCUUCCAAUAGGUUUCUUCCCCUGGAUUCUUGCACCCAACAGUUUUUUUUUGGAAGCCUUUUUUCUUUCAUCCUAUUACAUGGCGUGUCCACUGAAGACGCUGUAGGUGAAUGAUUAUUGGUCUCUGUUCUCAUUUAUAGGGUUCAGUAUCCUUCUCAGUAUCCCAAUAGUAGAUUAACAUCAGCCUUCCAUCUUUUUCUGGGGCAGUCUACUGAAGUACCGUCUAGUCUCUCAAAGAAUAAUGACUUUUACACUCUGUCUUCCUCUGAUCUUAACACAUGCCCUGCCCAUAUUAUCCGGUUAGCUAUGUCUGAUGAUGUGUUCAUUACCAUACAUAGUCACCAAUUCAGCUUAUGUCAAUACCUUUGAGGGCCUUCAAUCAUCAUCAUGAUCAUUCUGAGAACCUUCCUUUUAAAUACCAGCAGCUUAUUUAUUUUUCGCUAAUGUAGAGUCCAUGUUUCACUUCCAUAUGUAACAACUGUGUUAAAUCUUUGUGUUAUUUGAAAUGGAUCUGUCAUCUCACGUUGUGUGUGUACUUGAGCUAUUGCGUCCGUCAUCUCCAUUCGGAUGAUCCUAACUAGUUUGGACGGUAUAGGCUUUGCUAAAAACUUGCUUAACCAUGACUACUUGGUCGCUGGUUGAUCUUCUCCGUAAGGGGUUGUAGUCUUUGGUUAAAUAUACUGGUAAAUAUUUUAUAUCCAUAACACAGCAAGGAGAAUCCUCUAUGGUUUUGACAGGGGAGUUUGUCGACCUUUGUAUGGAUUGGACAGACUAUAUUAUAAAUGUGGCAGCUCCGUGGUUAGGUGUAUUAACCGAAUUAUGUGAAUUGGUUAGUAGUAACAGUAACCAGGUGGUUUUUUAAAUUUGAUCAUCUCAUCUUAACUUCAUUGCUAUAAAAAUUUCAAAUAUCCUUACUUAAAUAUCAAACAUUCUUUACAUUUCACAUUAAUUGUUAAUUUGUACAGACUUCAAAAAACAAAAAUUUAUAAUCUUUGGAGAUAGUUUCGUUUAAAAAUUCAUCCUUCUUUGUAGUCACUUCGGUCCAACAUUUGUUUCUGCGAUCGGUAUGGCAGUCUAAACCCAUUUGGCAUCUCAUGAACACAGCAAUUUUGGAACUGUUCUGCUGAAUUCAUGAGCCAAAUGAAGUUUUUUAGCUGUAUGUUGUAUAAAUGACUGAUAAACCAAUCAUAGAACCUGCUUAGUAGUCUAGAAUUCGUAGACUGUUCAUACAUCACUGUAAAUGAGCUCAAAAAGAUUAGAUACGGAAUUAUUGAUUAUCUAGUGCGAAAUAGGGUGUAUCAGCAUAAAUAUAUUUAUAUAUUUAUGAUUUUUAUGGAUUUAUUUUUAAAUUUGUUACCAAAUAUUUUAUUUACUAAACUAAAGUGCACAGAAAUCGGCCCACUUUAAAUUUUUGACUUAAAUUAUAUUUUUUUUUUCAGAAACUAUUACUCGGAUCAAAAAAGGUUUAGGGUGACAUUACGGUGACGAUUUCUUAACACGUUUACCGCCCAAUUGAAAAUUUUUGUUUUGGCCUUCAGGCUCCAUAUUUAGAAUGUCAAUGUUAUUGUGAAUUAUAUGUAACUUACAUAACGUCUGAGCCAAACAGAGUGUAAGUUAAAUACAACUCACGUGGCGUUUAAUGUGUUAAUAAUGUUGAAAUGUUGAUACAUUGAAAGAGAUCAUCACGAGCAGUUGUAAAUCUCUUUCUACCUGUUCCAGGUCGUCUACAUCCUAGGAUUCGUACAAUAAUAACGAAAUUUGACAAACUUUUUUUAUCGUUAUAAAAAUCAAAUAAACAUAUAUCGGUUGCUACGCAUAUAAGUGAUAAGCAAUCCAUGACAAAUUUAUACUCAUAUUAAAGCAUAUUAAAUUAUCUUUCAAACAAUGUAUCCCUUUUUUGAUGCAAGUAUGUAAUUAGUUUCAGAAAUAAAUAUAGUUCAAGUCAAAAGUUUAAACUUAGCCUAUUUCUAUGCACGCAAGUUAAGAGGAACAAUUAAUUGAAAAUUGUGGUUCAUUCCAAUUAAAUACAGUUUAUUAAAAUUGUUCAAAUGUGUUUGAGAAAACAUAUUUGAUCGAUUUCCUGAAAGAAUUACCUUAGUGUAUCUUAGAAUCUACUUAUGUAGAUUAUCUAGAUCUAGAUGUAGAUCUAUGUAUAAUUUAAGGACAGUAAAACAUACAAUGUAUCUUAACAAAUAAAAAAAUUAUUUUGUUUAAGUAGCGACUGAAAAACAACAAUGCAUACCUACUUUUAUAAAGUACUUAUGUUCGAUGUGUUAUAUCGGCCGUUUGGCGGUUUAAUCUCUUGGCCUUGAUUGUUUUUUAAUUGAGGAUUGCACUUUUCAAUGAAUCAUAGUUGGCACAAACAUGAACUACCUGCAUUUGCUGAACUGGAAAAAAUAGUGUACAUGUCGAUAUGGAUAGUGCCAAAGGAGGUCGCAUUUCCUUUAUCUAAUUGUGUGCUGGUGUUUUUGUAAUUGUCCUCAGGAGGGAAUGCUCUCAUAAAUUUAGAUAAUAAGAGAAGCGUUUUUAAGUAAUUCAGAGAAAAAAAAUGAAUGGUAAGGCGGCCUCCAACGGAGUGUGGCGUGGGACUUUUUACCACAUUUACCAAUUUAUACGUCGAAAAAGAGAAAUAUGUAAAUAUUAUACACAAAAUGGGUCAUUUUUGAUGUCUCGAAUUUCCUAAACCUGUUGUCCGAUUUUAGUGAUUUUUUUAAUAUGCCUUAUUCUUUAACAGUAUCGCCGUAAUAAUAUUGUUGCUAGAUAGGUUAAUUGUCAUUGUAUACCGGGUCUACCAAUCAAACUGUGAUUUUUUCUCAAAGUUCGCGUCACCCUGUGGAAUAUUCUAGCACUUAUAAAAUACUGAAAUUAAAACCCAACUAUAGCCUCAUGUUUUCUAAACAUUCUGUCUUUUGAUUCAUUCGCUUAUAUUGGAUAAUAAAAAAGUUGGGUACUUUAACAACUAGUCUUGUUUUUCGUCAAUACAGGGUGUUUUUAAAUAGGUAAGGCAAACUUUAAGGGGUCAUUCUGGAUGAAAAAAUAAUGAGUUUGCUUUAUAAAGGUUUGUCCGCAAAUGCUUCGUUUCCGAGAUAGGAGGUGUUGCAGUUUUUCUUACAAACUGAUGACUUAUUUAUUGCUUUAAAACCGGUAAAGAUAUGCAAAUGAAAUUUGGUGGGUUUUAAGGUAGUUAUUGUGCAUUUUUUGACAUACAAUUAAAAAUUUUAUGUUCACCAUUGGCGCACACAAGGGUCAUAUUACCCGUAUGCACCCCAAUAUUAAAUAUUAAAUUCCUAAUUGUAUAUCAAACAUGCAUAAUAACUACCUCUUAAAACGCACCAAAUUUCAUUUGCACAUCUCAACCGGUUUUAGAGCAAUAAAUCAAUCGUUAGUUUGUAAGAAAAAUUUCAAAACCUCCUAUCUUAAAAACGAAGCAUUUGCGGACAUACAUUUAUAAAGCAGACUGUCAUUAUUUUUUCAUGCAGAAUUACCCAUACUUAUAGUAUGGAUAAUUAAUAACUCAUACAUAAACUUUGCCAUACUCAUUUAAAAACACCCUGUAUUGAUGAAAAACAAGACUAGUUCACUAGUUGUUAAAGUACUCAACUUUUUAUUAUCCAACAUAAGCGAAUAAAUAAAAAACAGAAUAUUAAGAAAAGAUGAGGCUAUAGUUGGGCUUUAAUUUCAGUAUUUUAUAAAUGCUAGAAUAUUCCAUAGGGUGACGCUUACUUUGAGAAAAAAUAACAGUUUGAUUGAUACACCUGGUAUACAAUGACAAUUUACCUGUCUAACAACAAUAUUAUUACAGCGAUAUUGUUAAAGAAUAAGGCUAUAACAUUAGAUAAUGAUAAGAAAAUCACUUAAAUAAGACAACAGGUUUAGGAAAUUCGAGACAUCAAAAAUGACCCAUUUUUAAGUUGGUGUGUUAAUUUCUUGGAGUACUGUUCUUAUAUACUUUUUGAUAAAAUCGGUCGGGUCAUCUUGUCCCAUAGAGUAUCGAGGGACAGCACCAGUGUUGGAGGUAGAACUUUUUGUUGGUUGGUUAAUUCAUACAAUGAUAACAAUUAGAACACAACGUCUUUAGAAUUACCACGACAUGGACCACACCAGUUGUAGUGUAGCCAAUUUCGAAGAGCCCUGGUCAGCUUCUGAUUUUCUUAUUUUCCAAAUUACGCUCAUUUACCGACAAACGAUUGGACAGUCCAAGCCACCACGCACUUGCCAUAAAUGACCAUAAAUGGUUUCCUCUUUGUCCAAGCAUCGUAAAUCACAAAUUCUGAGCAAAAUUACGCUAUUUCACCUUGCGCUGAUUGCCGUCUUCAGAUUUUAUCUUUUUCUGUUACAUAUCUUCCAUUUCGCAAGGCGUGCCACGUUACGUUCCGUUGGAUGCCGCUUUUACACAAAAUAUCAAAUUACAAGAACAAGAUUUUUUACGUAAAACGAUCAUAUAUCAACAGAUUAUUGGCUAAUUUGGUAUACAUUACCUACAUAUUUCAUUAGAUUAUAUUUUAGCAUCAUUAACCAUUUGAAACCGAUAUCUUUGGUUUCUGAUUUAGAUUUCAGGAUAAAAUUACUUAAAAACACAUUUCAUUUGUAUGUGUAUACCAAAUUUUUGUUUUCUACCUUUGUAAUAACAUUGUUAUUAUUUAAAAAGUAAUAAUAGUGUAUAAUUAUUUUGAAUUACUUUUGUGCAAGGAAAAAAUCAAGAAAAUCUACCUCAAUAUAUCAGUGGUGUCUUUUUUACUAGAUUUUCGAUUUGCUGAUGAAAAUUCCAUAGAAAACACACACACAUGUACCUACUUUAUAUACCUAAUUUUUCCUUUUUGGCAGUUUUCCCUAUUCUUACAGCUGUGAUUGGUCCAAAAUAUGUAUGCGUUAUAUACUUUAUUGGAUUCUAUAUUCAGCUUUAUUAUCUAUUUAUUAUAAAAACACAUACUGAUCGACUUUUGCCAUACUCUGUAUAUACAUUUCUAAUAUAGAUCAUCCUUAACACAUUUGCUGCCACCUGGCACCAAAAGGUGUUUUGCGUGCGUGAGUCAGGCGCCACCGACGCCUUUUGGCGUGCAUAACCUGUGGAAUUAAAUAGGGUUCUUUUCAUGUGGCUGAAUAUAUAGUGGCAGAGAAUGUGUUAAAAGUCAUUCCAAAUCAUUAGAUAGCUUUCAAUAAAGCGUUAUGAUCUAGGCAGAUUCCUAAUCUCACAGAAUAAUUUAAAUCUUUAGAUGUUAUGAAUAUUACUGGCUGAUAUCUGUCACACCCGUAGAUAAACUUUAUGCAUUCCUGAAUAAAAUUAUCGACUGAAUUUUUAUAAAAGUAAAAUUUGUCAUAUGAAGCUCACAAUUUUUAAAUUGUUUAAAAGUACGAUGUAUUUGUAAUUAUUGUAACUUACUAGUGUAUUGUUUUUAUACUCGUUUUUAUGUAUUUUUAGAUAUAUCGAUACAUUGGAAGAAGAAUGCCAUCUUACAAAAAUAAAAUUCAGAAAACUGAGAAUUUAAAGGCUCUUUUAAUUUGAACUCAAAAUACCUUCAGAAAUAUUUCAUAUUUCCUUCAAAUUUCAGUUAAACGAGCUAUAUUAUAAUAUGAAGGAUAAAUUGCAAAAUUUAUCUUCGAAAUAAUUUAUACACAUUGUUUCAAAUGAAACAUAAAUUGGAAUAUUUGUAAUAUGCCCAGUUUACCUGAUCUUUUCGACCAGAAAGUACCCAGUCAAUCCGUCUAAAAUUGACCAUGGUCCCGAAUUUAAGCUGAAGUCAGACAUAAAACUAAUACCACAGAGUAAGAUACUGAAAUGAUACCAUAUUCAUUUAUGGUUAAUAUGAUUGACAAUUUAUAAUUUGCGUAUAGUCAAAAUUUGGAAAAUGACGAUCCAAUGUAGAGAUAUACCAUUUGUGCGUUUACUGAUUUGGUGAUUGUUUUCUUAGAACUAUGUAUGUAUUUGUUUCGUUUAAAUUUUUUUAAAGUGUUCAAACUUUGUACUAAGCUGUGUUCUAUGGUUAUGUUACAGUUAAAACUAUAUAUUCCGUUUUGUUUUUAUUGUAUAAAUUUUUAGAGAAAAUAAAUUUGUAAAAUAGUU
Molecule: messenger RNA, 9273 nt
Organism: Diabrotica virgifera virgifera (western corn rootworm)
Lineage: Eukaryota; Metazoa; Arthropoda; Insecta; Coleoptera; Chrysomelidae
Gene: wdp
Product: protein windpipe
Exons: 2
Coding region: 329-2038 (569 amino acids)
Molecular function (GO): protein binding
Source: RefSeq, a predicted model, not a curated record